CUCUGAGCGGUUUAGCCAUGGAUUACACUCGAAUAAUCAGCUUUUACCUGAUUUGCAUGGAAUUUGUGCCGACAACGUUAUCGAUUUGUAUACCGCCCAACCACUGUAUUGAGGACAUGGAAUAUAGCGAUGUGAAGGAACGUUACGCCUAUGUUCUGUCCAAAUACGCUGAGCUGGAUAUGAAAAUUAACGGUGAACCUCUUGGAUUGCGGGGCAAACUUGUCACGCAUGGCAACACCGAGGAGCAGCACAUUGUCUUCCAGCUGUUGGACAAUACACCGCACGAUGUCAUCCAGAGCUGCGUGUUUAUUGUGACCACCGCCACAAGUGCAGCCAAUGGGUGCGAGUCUAUUGUGACCGUGUGCAAUACAUUUUUGGGUCGAACGCCGCGUCCACUGCUGGAGCGGAAGCCGUUGACUGUCUGCCAGGAUGGUGUGGUGCGUGAGGCGGAAGUGGAAGAGGAAGAGGAAGUCGUACCCGGACCGGAUGCAAACAAGGACUCUGAGCAGGUGGCCAAGGAGGAGUUGGCUACUUCAUCGCCGGAUAUUGUUGCGACCAGCGACAGUGAGCUCAUCUAGUCGACUGAUUAGAGUUUCAAGCUAAACUAAUAUUUUAUUCAUUACUGGAAAGCUUGCAAAAAGCAAGCCCAAAAUUAUGCUACAACAUUUCAGAAGUUUAAUAAUUUUCAUGGACCUUAAAUUAUAUUAUAGCUUUGUUGAUAUACCAAAUAGUUUCUUAUUAAAACUCUUAUUAA
Drosophila grimshawi is the source of this 754-nucleotide messenger RNA. RefSeq lists its product as uncharacterized. The record is from RefSeq and is a predicted model, not a curated record. NCBI's taxonomy places the organism in Eukaryota, Metazoa, Arthropoda, Insecta, Diptera, Drosophilidae. Bases 18 to 578 code for a protein of 186 amino acids. The transcript is spliced from 4 exons.